Cuscuta campestris is the source of this 558-nucleotide messenger RNA. Lineage: Eukaryota; Viridiplantae; Streptophyta; Magnoliopsida; Solanales; Convolvulaceae. The record is from the annotation of a GenBank genome assembly.
GAUCACUGGAUUAUCCGGACAAUUGAGUUUUUAGCCAAAAUUUAUAAAAAAAAGAAUCUUUCUCCCAAGGAAUUGAAAAUCGUAAAAAGAACGGAAAUGGCGAAAGUUAGUGCAGCUGGGCUUGUUGCAACCCUGGCAGCUGCAGCAUUCGGUGCACAGCCUGCUUACGCCGAUGGGCCUUUCAGCUUCUCUCCAUUUCCAUCGUCUUCUUCGCCCGCCCAACCCUCUGUUCAGGCUCCGGCGGAGGCCGGCGCCAGGAAGCCGCCUCAGCAGCACCCGCCUGCCGAACCUCCAAAGCCUCGCAAUGAUCAUCCCAGAACAGCAUCGGCCGGAUUCGACCCAGAAGCUUUGGAGAGAGGCGCCAGGGCUUUGAAAUAACGAUUGACAAGUCUUCCAGUGCUAAACAGGUUAGUUGUUGGAUUUAAUUUGGGGGUUUCCACUUGAAGAAACUUCGUGAUUUGGUGGGAAUGUCAUAAUGCGUGCACUCUUUUCUGAUUGAAGUUGCUCUAAUUAAUGAAAUUUGGAAUUGAUUUAUUAUAAGAAAUGAGUACUUCCAGA